Molecule: messenger RNA, 1487 nt
Organism: Nanorana parkeri
Lineage: Eukaryota; Metazoa; Chordata; Amphibia; Anura; Dicroglossidae
Gene: PPIL4
Product: peptidylprolyl isomerase like 4
Exons: 13
Coding region: 12-1436 (474 amino acids)
Biological process (GO): protein peptidyl-prolyl isomerization
Cellular component (GO): nucleus
Molecular function (GO): RNA binding; peptidyl-prolyl cis-trans isomerase activity
Source: RefSeq, a predicted model, not a curated record
UACUAGCAGUCAUGGCUGUCCUUCUGGAGACCACGUUAGGGGACAUUGUCAUUGAUCUUUAUACUGAAGAAAGACCCAGAGCUUGCCUAAAUUUCCUGAAGUUGUGCAAAAUAAAAUAUUAUAACUACUGUCUGAUACACAAUGUGCAGAGAGACUUUAUUAUACAGACUGGUGAUCCUCUGGGGACAGGCCGAGGAGGCGAAUCUAUUUUUAGUAAACUGUAUGGUGACCAAGCUCAGUAUUUUGAAUCUGAAAGGGUGCCACGGAUAAAACACAAAAAAGUGGGAACAGUGUCAAUGGUGAACAAUGGCAAUGAUCAGCAUGGAUCUCAGUUUCUGUUCACAAUGGGGGAGAAUCUGGAUUAUCUGGAUGGGGUGCACACAGUAUUUGGAGAAGUAACUGAAGGAAUGGAUGUACUGAAGAAAAUUAAUGAGACUUUUGUGGAUAAAGAUUUUGUUCCCUAUCAAGACAUCAGGAUAAACCAUACUGUGAUUCUAGAUGAUCCAUUUGAUGACCCACAGGAACUGGUUAUUCCAGAUCGAUCCCCUGAACCCUCCAAAGAGCAAUUAGAUAGUGGCAGGAUUGGUGCAGAUGAAGAAAUUGAUGACAGCAAAGGAAAGUCGGUAGAAGAAAUUGAAGAACAGCUGGCUGAGAAAGAAGCCAAGACCAGAUCUGUCCUGUUGGAAAUGGUCGGUGACAUACCAGAUGCAGAGAUCAAGCCUCCUGAAAAUGUACUCUUUGUGUGUAAACUAAAUCCUGUGACAACAGACGAAGAUUUGGAGAUAAUUUUUUCACGAUUUGGAGCUAUAAAAAGCUGUGAGAUAAUUAGAGACGGGAAGACUGGUGAAUCGCUGUGUUAUGCUUUUAUUGAGUUUGAAAAGGAAGAAGACUGUGAGAAAGCCUAUUUUAAGAUGGACAAUGUGCUUAUUGAUGACCGGCGAAUACAUGUGGAUUUCAGUCAGUCUGUGGCUAAAGUGAAAUGGAAAGGAAAAGGAGGACAGUAUACAAAAGAUGACUUCAAAGAGUAUGAGAAGGAAAUGGGAAAACAGUCCAAGCUUGCCCUGAAAGACAAAGCCAGGCCUAAGCAAGACAGCAAAUAUGAUCUUGUAAUAGAAGACAAUGCAGAGGAGACAAGCAGAAGUCAUCGACAUUCUAAACAUAAAAAAGAAAAGAAGCGCCAUUACUCUGAUGAUGAAGAUGAAAAGAGAACAAAAAAGUCAAAGGAUUCUGAUAGAAAUGAUCGCCACAGGAAACAUGAAGAGGAUUAUUGCAAAGAGAAGAGGCGAAGUGAAAAAAAAGAAGGCAGGAGAAGCCGUAGUCUUUCCCGUGACCGUAGUAGUUACUAUAGCUCCAGGGAAGAUCCCAGAGAGAGAGACAAGGACAGGAGAAAAGACAGAAGUCCAAAGCAGUACAAAGAGUGGUCCAAGUAUCCAUAAAGAUGCGGAUAGACCAAAGCCAAAAUGAGCAUGCUUAUCCAUGUGUGUAGG